CGGCCGUGCGCUGGCGGCGUCGGCGGCUUUGGGCCCCGGGAUGCGCUCGUCGCUGGCCCUUCCCAGCUUCAGGUAACAUCAGAAAGAUCACAAUCCCGGAUUGGGUCUUCAAGAUCACCAACAACAGCUACAACGAACAUCAGAAGAAAGAAAACGAAAUUCACUGACUUGGGAUUUGGAGUUCUGUGUGUACCCUGGUCAAGACCAUAAAAUAACAAAUCCAGCACUAGAACCCAGGUCUUCUGGGAAGUUUCUCCAAGUUGUCCUUGUUGAUGUGAAAAGUAAUUGAGAGUAAAUAACGUGACAUCUAAGAACUACACUUCUGGUAUGUGUGUUUAAGAACAGUAUGGCAGUCACCAGAAUGUAUCACUGAAGAAUAUGAUGGCUGAAGGCAAUUUAAAAACGCUGAAGACUCAACAGUGUGUAGUAAGCAAUAAGCUGCCUAGAAACAGGCCUUAUAUUUGCAAUAUUUGCCUCAAACACUUUGAAACACCAUCAAAAUUAGCAAGACAUUAUCUGAUUCAUACUGGCCAAAAGCCAUUUGAAUGUGAUGUGUGUCAUAAAACGUUUAGACAACUGGUUCAUCUGGAAAGGCAUCAGUUAACUCAUAAUCUGCCUUUUAAAUGUAGUAUUUGUCAGCGCCACUUUAAAAACCUGAAGACCUUUGUGAAGCACCAACAACUUCACAAUGAAACCUAUCAAAAUGAUGUUAAGCAGGUUAGAAGAUUGCUGGAGGCCAAGCAAGAAAAGCCAGUGUGUGGAAUGUAUAAUACUUUUAGCACAGAGAGAUGGUCAUUACAUCCAUGCUCGAAGUCUGAUCCCACAUACAGCACUACGAAGAAAAGAAAGAACAUCCAUGCAUGUACAAUCUGUGGCAAGAUGUUUCCAUCACAAUCCAAACUUGAUAGGCAUGCGCUGAUUCACACUGGUCAGAGGCCUUUUAAAUGUAUCUUGUGUGGUAAGUCUUUCCGGCAGUCAACUCAUUUAAAAAUCCACCAGCUCACACAUUCAGAAGAAAGACCUUUUCAGUGUUGUUUUUGUCAAAAAGGAUUUAAGAUUCAAAGCAAACUCCUGAAGCAUAAACAAAUCCAUAUGAGAAAUAAGAACUGUCAGACUCUUUCAUUAAAGGUGAAGAAUCCAGAAUCACGCCCCGUGCCUCGUAAACUAGAUGCGAAACCGGAUGGUUUUGAAAAUGGUGAGAUGGGUGGCUCUGAAGAGAAUAGCCUGCUUGGUGUCCACUCUGCUUACGUCGUCCCUUUCCAAUGUCCAGAGUGUGAGGAGUGUUUUGAAUCGGAGCAGAUUCUUAGGGGACAUGAGUGUGUCCCCGGAAGAGGUGGUAACAUUCCAAGCAGGCUCAGAAGAAGCUACAACUAUAAAACCAUCGUUAAAAAAAUCUUGGCCAAAUUUAAAUGCCCUGGGGGUAAAAAUCUAGAUAACUUCCAAUCAGAGAAGAAAGUAUUGAAAAGCAGUUUGCUGAAAAAUAGUGACUUUAUUUCUUGUGAACAGAACUCAGAGGAAACCCAGAAAACACGUCCGGGUUCCCUUGGAACAUACAAGACAGUUGGCAGCAAAAAGAAAAAAUCAUUAACGUUGCCAUUUUCUUGGCAAAAGCAACUCCAAAGCCAAAAUAUGGGGAAAAACUUGAAAAGUACCCGUACAACAGAAAAUAUAUUAACUGUGGAAAAUUCAGUGACUAGUAAAGACUUAGCAAUCUCCGGUUCACCAGGUGAGACAUUGUUUAAUAACCCUAAAGUGCUUCAGUGUGACUUGUCAGUUCCAGUUGAAAACGUACAUGCUGGACAUAAGAUGUGUCCUUGUGACAAAUGUGAAAAAGUAUUUCCUUCUAUAUCCAAACUACAGAGACACUAUUUAAUUCACACUGGACAGAGACCUUUUGGUUGUAAUGUUUGUGGGAAAUCAUUUAGACAGUCAGCUCACUUAAAAAGACAUAAACUAACUCAUAUUGAAAAGAUUCCUCAUCGAAGAUCCCUUUGCCAAAUGGAAUUUGGAAAUUUGAACAAACAUUUCAUUCAUCCUGGUGAUAGUGUUAGUGAUAGUACUUCCCAACAGUAUGAAGCUCUUGAUUUUCAAAACCAUAAAGUUUUAGAGUCCAAUGAAAUAUCGGAAGUGGUAGUUAAGUCAGAACCGGAGGAAUUCACGCCAGGUACCCAGUGUGGGAACAGGCAGCUCUGUGCCUCUAGCACACGUUUGAAAUCAGAGCAGACUUUUCAUCGUAGUGACUCAGAGCGUCCUGAGAGAAGUGAUGGCCUCGUUUACCAAUGCAGUGUCUGUCCUAAAAGUUUCCGAUCUCCAUCUAAACUGGAAAGACACUAUCUGAUUCAUGCAGGGCAGAAACCAUUUGAAUGCUCAGUUUGUGGCAAAACCUUCAGACAGGCUCCUCACUGGAAGAGACAUCAACUUACUCACUUUAAAGAGCAAUCAUAAUAGAAAGUGAUGGUUUAAGAUUCAGUUGUUUAAUCUACAACCAGUAACUCAUUUGUGGUCUCUGAUGAUCUUGGAUCAUUCAGAAUGCAUCUUUUUUUUUUUUUUAAACCAUAAAGACUGCGUUAAAUUGAUUUUACAGACAUCUGCUGCUUCUUGCAAAAUAAGGUAAAAUGUAGAAGGUAAAGUUUCAGGAAAAAAAAAAAUUACUUUUGGGUAGCAGAACAUGCUAAGGUACCAGAGCACAUUUACUUUAAUAUAAAUAUCCAUUUUUAUCUGUAUUGAAAAUUGUAAGUCCAUGUUAUACAAAUAAUUUAGUCUCAGUUUGUAAAGAAAUUAUUUCCUGACAUGUCAUGCUUGGGGUAUAUGUACUCAGAGGGUGGGCAGGCAAAAACUGGUAGCAGGAGACCUGCUAUGUUUUGCUUCAUGUAUUUUAUAUUUCACAGUAAAGCAUAAUUCUGUUUUCCUUUGACUCAGACUGCAAGCGUGAUUUUUUUUCCUCUUGUAAACUUACAUAUUAAGUUAACAAUGAAAAUGGUUGAGAAAUUUAGAGUGUUGUUUUCAUUGGUUUUUUUCAAAGCUGUUUAUUCAAAGGACUGUGAUAAUUUCACACCCUUUUUCUUCAAGUAAUGAUUUUUUCCCCUGAAGCUGCUGCUGUUUUCCCCCAAACAAUGUAAAAUUAGCAGAGGCUAGUAUCAUUGACCAUGUUUACUUAUCAGGAAUAUAUUCGAAGUGCCAUAACCUUUUUGGUGAUAUGUAUGCAGUUUUACCUUCAGAGGAGUAAGUGCCAUUCAUCUAGCUGUUUGUUAAUGGUUGAAUGCACGGUAGCCCUAAACUAAAGAUUCUCAUUUAGAAGUCUGUAUUCUCACCCAAGUUUCACAUUUACUUUUGUAAGCUUUCUUUUAGUGCCUUUUUUUUUUUGAGUGGUCCUAUUACUAAGCUUGUGUACUAAGCUUGAUCAAAUAGCAGUGACUAAAUCUAGUUUUAAGUUUUAUGAUAUUGAUGUACUGUAAUGUUAAAGAAUAUUGAUUUUAUCCUUAUUAAGUUGUGACUUUAGUUAGUAAUUUAUUCUCUGUACAGGAUUAAGAUGCCUAUGGAAUUAAAGGCACCUUCCUUAAAAACAGAACUGUCAUGAAAUGUACUUUAAUCCUGAACUAUGAAAGACUUAUUUAUACUCAGAAAUUGCCCUUCAUGUUUGUCAUUGUUUAUAAGAACUCUAAUGACAUUUCCUAGCAAUAAGUGAACUUAACCACUGUGUUUCUGAAAUGAAAAGAAUAAGUGGGCAUUUAGUCUAGCACAUUUAUGUAUCAUGAAAACCUGUCCAGUGAGAAUGUAGAUGAAUGAAUAAUUCUAAGUUUUGCACUGUAUCCUCAUAGUUGUUUUUCUGUGAUGGUGGUUGGAGAAAGGGGAGAAAUGGAAGUGAGUUUUGUCGGCUUGCUGCUUUUACCAAACGUGAAUUUCAAGUAACUCAAUUUUAGUUUAGAAAGAGAAAACAAUAUGAGUAAAAUAACCAAUGAUGUACAGAUGUGCCUAUUUUUUUAAAGGUAACCAACUACAACAGAUGCUUUAAAGAACAAUUACUUCUUAGGUUUCCUUGACAUUUUUUUUUCCCAGUGCAAACAAGAAAAGGAUUUGCAGAAUUUGAUUUAAACAAAACUUUCCAAGACAGCGUCUAAUCAAAAACAAAAUAUACCUUCAUGUUUUCCAAGGUUGAGAGUUUAAGUGUUUUUCUCCUAAUGUGUCUGAAAGUAUACAUUUUUGACAUUUCGCUAAAUGGCUUCUGUAAUUUCAUCUGGAAAGAAAUGUCUUCAGUAUUCCUUUUGCAGCCUAACCGGAAGAGUUCUGAAAGUGUUGUGCUUAUAUGAAUAUGACACUGAUUUCUCUAAGUCACUUUUGGCCCAUGCCUUUUUGACCUGUUUCAUAUUGAAAGCUGAAAUAUUGUAAAAAUUUUGUCAAAGAUGUACUGUAGUGCUAUUUGAAGUACCUGUAACAGAAAACUUAUUUACCUUUGUUAUUGCAAGCUUAUUAUGGAAACUUUAUACGAAGGAAGAUAAUGUAUACAGCCAUGUUAAAAAAGAUUAAAUAAAUGUCAGCUGCUGCCUUGCUGCAUGAUAAAACUGGUAGUAAUGAUGAAUCAAUUACUUUUUUGAAAAAAAAAAUAAACUUUAUAAAUAUCUUAAGAAGAUUUUGUUACAUGAUUAAGUUUUAGCAGAUUAGUUACUGAAGCAGUUUAAUUGGCAGGCUUGGUUUGUAGAAUUAUUGUUUCUUGAUUUCUACUCUGUCAGGGUCCAUAAAUUUAAAAUAAAA
Molecule: messenger RNA, 4749 nt
Organism: Ochotona curzoniae (black-lipped pika)
Lineage: Eukaryota; Metazoa; Chordata; Mammalia; Lagomorpha; Ochotonidae
Gene: ZNF770
Product: zinc finger protein 770
Exons: 4
Coding region: 379-2445 (688 amino acids)
Biological process (GO): regulation of transcription by RNA polymerase II
Molecular function (GO): RNA polymerase II cis-regulatory region sequence-specific DNA binding; DNA-binding transcription factor activity
Source: RefSeq, a predicted model, not a curated record